GGAUUUUGGGCCAGACAGGAACUGGAAAGGUAUCGCCAUCUCUCUGCUGGUCAUCAUGGUCAUACUGUCACUCAUUGGACUGGCCAUCGCUCUUCUUUCCAAAAAUGAUGGCGCGAAGUCUUUAGGCACCCAAUUGACACUGGAUGACCUCUUUCAACGAGAGUUCCAGGUGCAUGACCCUGAUGCUAAGUGGAUCAAUGAUGAGGAGAUCAUUUUCAGGAGCUGGGACGGUGAUGUGUUCAAAGCCAACACGCAGAGCAAUGAGACAGACCUCUUACUAAAAAACACCACUUUUGCAACAUUUAAGGCAUCCAAGUUUGCAGUUUCUCCAGAUCUAAACUUUGUUCUUCUGGGCUAUGACGUGAAACAGGUUUACCGGUACUCUUUCCUGGCAUCCUACUUGAUAUACAACCUGAAUACAAGGGAGGUACAGGAGCUGAACCCUCCAGAGGUGUCGGACUCGGUCCUGCAGUUUGCUUCCUGGGGCGUUCGGGAUCAACAGCUGGUGUAUGUCUUUGAAAACAACAUUUACUACCAGAUGGAUGUGAAAAGCAGUUCUUGGAGACUGACGUCUUCAGGACAAGAACGAGUUGUCUUCAAUGGCAUCGCUGAUUGGUUAUAUGAAGAGGAAGUGCUGCACUCUCAAGUGGCUCACUGGUGGUCCCCUGAUGGGUCACGACUGGCCUACCUCAACCUCAACGACACUCUGGUACCCAACAUGCUCCUGCCUCGCUUCACUGGCACCCUCUACCCCAGGGGCCAACUGUACCCUUACCCCAAGGUGGGGCAGGUCAAUCCCACAGUUAAGAUUUACGUCGUCACCUUGGAUGGGGGAUCCCAGACAAUUGAACUGCGACCUCCCAACAGCUUUGAAAAAAGUGACUACUACAUAACCAUGGUGAAAUGGGUCACAGCGGAGAAGAUUGGUGUGCGCUGGUUGAACCGAGCCCAGAACACCUCCAUCCUGUCGCUAUGUGAGGUCACUAUGGGGGCAUGUCUAAAAAAACAUGUGAUUACAUCAGAGAAGUGGCUUGAUCGUCAGAAUGAAGAGCCAUUGUUUUCCAAGGAUGGGAAUACCUUCUUCCUGACCAUGCCAAUAAAACAUGGCGGACGAGGGUCAUUCCACCAUAUCACCAUGAUAUCUGACCAGUUCAAUGGUGAUGAGGUCAACAUGCGCCACCUGACCUCUGGCAGCUGGGAGGUGUCUCAGAUCCUGGAGUAUGAUGAGGAAGCAGAUACAGUUUAUUUCCUUAGCACAGAAGAUAGUUCAAUGCAAAGACAACUGUACAGGGUGUCGGCGGUAAACCCAUUUCAACGUGAAUGCCUGACCUGCUCCCUGUUCAAAACACAAUGCUCCUACUACGAUGCAGUCUUCAACCAAGACUAUCAAUAUGUCCUGCUGAACUGUAGAGGUCCUGGUAUACCAAGAACUACCCUUUACAAACUGAAUGACAUGAGCAAGAAUGACACUUUGGAGAAGAACACUGCACUAAGAGAUGCACUGAUAUAUAGGAAUAUACCAAGGAGAGAUAUCAGGACCCUACAAAUCAACAACUUUGCACUUCGUCUGGAGCUGACCUUGCCAAUAGAUUUUGAUGAGGCCACAGCGCAUCCACUUCUGCUGAUCCUUGACAGUGCCCCCGGUGGCCAGGCGGUGAGUGACCAGUUUGUUCUUGACUGGGACUCUGUUCUGGUCAGCUCGGAUAACGUCAUCGUGGCUCGCCUGGACGGCAGUGGGAGUGGGUUCCUGGGCCAGCGGGUCCUACAUGAAGUCCACCAGCGUUUGGGAACUGUGGAGGUGCAGGACCAGAUCGCAGCAGUAGAGUACCUGACCAAGCUGCCAUAUGUGGAUAAAAAUAAGGUUGCUGUUUAUGGAAAGGCUUAUGGGGGUUUCCUGAGCUCUCUUCUACUCCUCUCCUCUGGCUCCAUGUUCAGAUGUGGGGUUGCAGUUGCUCCCGUGACAGACUGGAGACUCUACGGUUCGGCCUUCACUGAGCGUUACUUUGGGUUUCCGGUCCAGGAUGAGCGUAAAUAUCAACUCUCCAGUCUGCUUCCCAACAUCACAGGGACAGGUCAACGGAAGUUUCUCAUCAUCCAUGGAACAGCAGAUGCCACCGUUCAUUUCCAGCAUUCCGCGGAGCUGGUGAAACUUCUGUCAAUGUCAAACGUUAACUACACUCUGCAGAUCUUCCCGGACGAAGGCCACAACAUUUACUCUGUGAAGAGCCAACGUUACUUGUUGAACUCUGUCAUGACCUUCUUCAGGGAAUGCUUCCUAGUGGAAAUCCCUGGAGCUCAUCCUGUGUCUGAGGAUGACUAGGAUGACCAUAUCUCACCUUGUUUUUGUAGAACCUGUUGCUCCUGGAAAUGAGAAAGUGGUCUAUGACCUGCUUGUCUGAGGAACCACCAGUGAGAAGUGGUGAGGUAUGGUGAGACAAAGUGAAUGAGAGAGAGGGGUCAGACAAUGUUGUUGUGCUCUAUGAAGGGUAAUGAUAGGCUGAGAUGAGAUUGAAGAUUUUUCCUGUACAGUGAUAAUUUUUCCUAUUGCUAUGAUCACGCAAUAGUUCACAUAGAAACAUUUAGGGUAUUACCAGUGUUCUGCAAAUAUCAUAAGUAUACAGUUAGCGUGGUAGAGUUUCAGUAGAGAAGAAGGGAAACUUCAUAUUAGCUGUUUGUAUGGGAGAUAUGUUUUUGUCUUUACUGUUAAAGAUGUGAAGGGAGAUAUUUAUUUAUUUUUCCUUUUAAAGAAUAUAGUUAUUUCAGACAGCUGUAAUGUAUUGCGAAUUUUAUACCUAGAUACAUAUUCAAUUCUAAUAUGGCAUUUAGCAGGCGCUUUUAUCCAAAGCAAUUUACAGAGUAUGCAUUAGGGACAAAUACAGGUAACCGGGAUCCUAGGACUUCACUCUUCACAUUUCCCCCCCAAAAUAAAAUGACCUUGGUAAUUAAAACAUUUCCCCCAAUAUUGCACUGAUGCAAUUUUACAAAAUACACAAUCUGCACAGAAGCAAAUUGGCAAACAUUUUAUACAUAGUACAUUAUCCAAUCAGGUUGUCGCAUGGAAGCCUUUAGUCUAGAGAAUUUACUUCACACAAAGUCACCAUAAAUUCAAAGCACACACAUAAUUGACACAGCUGGACUGCAGACAAGACUUAAAUACAGUUUAGAGUUCUCAUCAGAACUCUAAACAAUGUGGCGGUUGGGGGCGGCAACAGAGUGAGUAGAUGAGGAAACAGCCAUUGAGACUAGAAAAAGCACAAAGAGAGGAAAACUCACCUUAUUUAUGAUCAACUGAUGAUGAAAAUAUUGGAAUAAAAUAGGCUCAUGCAAUUGAAAGCAUUGCUGCUACUGAAACUCACUCGGUCAUAUAUUCAACCGUUAUACUAAUGUAGUUUGAGAGUUCUUUCAAUGGUGGAUGGAUGACUAUCUAUGUCAGGGGUGUCAAACUCAUUCCAUUUAGGGCCCAGUGUCUGUGGGUUUUUGUUUUUUCCUUUCAAUUAACACCUAGACAACCAGGUGAGGGGAGUUCUUUACUAAUUAGGGAAAGGGAAAGGGUGAUACCUAGUCAGUUGUACAACUAAAUGCCUUCAACUGAAAUGUGUCUUUCGCAAUUUAACCCAACCCCUCUGAAUCAGAGAUGUGCAGGGGGCUGCCUUAAUCGACAUCCACGUCUUCGGCGCCAGGGGAACAGUGGGUUAACUGCCUUUAAUUCAUCAAUCAAGUACAAGGGAGGAGCGAAAACCCACAAACCCCCACCCCAUCUGGAAUGAGUUUAAGACGUUAUGCGAACAAAAUCUGAAUGGAGAAUGAUGAUUAUUUUAUAUAUUUCAUCAUCAACUGUGCACAGAUACUGUGCUGCAUGAACUCAGCUACUCCACCAAUCACAAAUAUGCAAGAUGGUUACUGGGUAAAUACUCAAUAACUAUUACCAUUUCAAACAACUGAUUCCACACUUUUUUUUAAAACUAACCAACAGUGAAACAGAAAAUAAGAAAUCUCGUAAAAUAAUCCCAUACACCAAUUUAAUGCUAUAGUUGUGUGUUGUCACGUAGAUGAUCAUUUCAGAGAAUGUGUUAUCAACAAAUAGUAUGAGAGUAGAUAUGGAUAUUUUUAACAGAGUUGGUCCCCAUUAAGAUAUCUUAAUCUCCCGGUUAUUUAUGAGCUGAUCUGCUAUCUGUAUAAUCAUCCACUUGAUUUUGCCAAAUAGGAGAUAUUCUGUCAUUCUUUGGAGGUUAACUAGCAAGCUGAGCAAUUUUGGUCAUUUGUAGUUUGUAUGAUUCGACAAUGCCAGGAAGCAUAUGCUUCCUGCUGAAAUGUGCUGAAUUUAUGAAGGAACGUGAUAAUGCCUGGGGAUAUAUGAACGGCCUGUUUUUCAAUUCACAACAAUAUCAUUGGCGAUCAAAGUUACUCUAUCAUUAGUAAAUAUCAGUUUCACUUGCUGUGAAAUCUUCACAUAGUGUCACAGCCAAGCCGGCAAUGUGGCAUAUCGACAAUUUUAUUUUGGGAGAACCCUGGCAAAGUAACCAUAUCUUGGUUUUAAAUGUUUCUGGGCACUUCCAGUUUUUGUGGUGUUUUCCAGGGCUCUUGGGAUAAUUAUGAAUUUUUUCCGGUAUUGAGACUUGGUAGAUUUUCUGGAAAUUAUUCAUCCCUAACGUGCAUACAUUUUUGAAUGGGUGGCCCCAGCAGAAUUCACAAGUUGAUGUUGCAAGCGCCAUGCUUUACCAACUGAGCCACUUUCUUGUAUAUACAGUGGAGUUCGGAAAUUAUUGACACCCUUCAUAAAGACGAGCUAAAUAAUAAAAAUAUUGGGCUACAUUGUAUGCUAAUGAAAAUUGUGGAAUUAUAUUAUUUUAUUCUAUUACAAUUUCUCAAAGAAGGAGAUUUGAUUUAACAAGUAAUAUAUAUACAUACUGUAUAUAUAUUUGUUUUAUUGACACCCUCGUUUUCAAUACCUUUCAACGCCUCACCUUGCGAGGAUAACAGCACUGAGCCGUUUUCUAAAAUGUUUUAUGAGUUGGAAAACACAUUAGGUGGGAUCUUAGACCGUUCUUCCAAACAUAAUCCUUUCGGAUCAUUGAUAUCCUUAAUCUGUGUUCAUGGACUGCCCUCUUCAAAUCAAAUCGCAGGGUUUCAAGUCUGGAGACGGCCAUUGCAAAAUGUUAAUGAACCAUUUCUCUGUGGAUUUUGAUGUGUGCUUGGGAUUAUUGUCUUUCUGGACGAUCCACUUGCGGCCAAGUUUUUGCCUCCUAGCAGAGGCAGACAGGUUUUUGGCUAAAAUGUCCUGGUACUAAAGUAGGUCAAAUUCAUGAUGUUCUGCCUGCAGCUAUGGAACCCUGAACUGUUCACAGGCCAUGCUACCUUGUCCUGCUGUCUCAACCUCUGAAUGCUCACCUAUGGAAAGCCAACUGACUUUUACUCCUGAGGUGCUGAGCUGUUGCACCCUCCAUAACCACUGUUUAUUCAUUAUUAUUUAUUAUUAUUUGACCUUGUGGGUCCUCUAUGAACGUUUGAACAUCUUGAAGAACGAUCUGGCUUUAAUGGCCAUGUACUCUUAUAAUCUCCACCCGGCCACCCCUCAGAGCUUGGUUCCUCUCUAGGUUUCUUCCUAGGUUCCAGCCUUUCAAGGAAACUUUCUUUAUAUGUGUAUUGUUUGCUCUCUGCAGUUUAAGCUGGGUUUUUGU
Oncorhynchus keta (chum salmon) is the source of this 5678-nucleotide messenger RNA. Its product is annotated as inactive dipeptidyl peptidase 10-like. Gene Ontology annotation, biological process: proteolysis. The record is from RefSeq and is a predicted model, not a curated record. Lineage: Eukaryota; Metazoa; Chordata; Actinopteri; Salmoniformes; Salmonidae. Bases 56 to 2320 code for a protein of 754 amino acids. The transcript has 25 exons. Gene Ontology annotation, molecular function: serine-type peptidase activity; dipeptidyl-peptidase activity.